Diachasmimorpha longicaudata is the source of this 1195-nucleotide messenger RNA. RefSeq names its product iron-sulfur cluster assembly 1 homolog, mitochondrial (gene MagR). The record is from RefSeq and is a predicted model, not a curated record. Gene Ontology annotation, cellular component: mitochondrion; cytoplasm. The coding region runs from base 589 to 981 and encodes 130 amino acids. Gene Ontology annotation, biological process: iron-sulfur cluster assembly. The transcript has 5 exons. NCBI's taxonomy places the organism in Eukaryota, Metazoa, Arthropoda, Insecta, Hymenoptera, Braconidae. Gene Ontology annotation, molecular function: 2 iron, 2 sulfur cluster binding.
AAGGACGGAGGCAGAGAGAAAAGGUUAGCAGCGAGAGUUGGAUUAACCCGAGUGAAAGAGUGAGAUGGUGAAUGUCGAUUUUGUGAUUGCGACAGUGUGCAGCAGCACCAGCCACAGCAUCAGCACCAACACCAACACAACUUGUAACUAUAAUCCGCAAGGAACAAAGCCAAAUACCGAAGAAGGUUAUUUAGCAAUAGCCUGACAACUGACAGUAGGAGAGAAACACGAGGAAUAUAAAGAAGAGUCUUCAUCAAACUGGCGACUUGUUAUUAUCCGCCCGGGCCCAAAGAUAGAUUUAACGCCAUCUGCAUCCGUGCAAAUAACCGUUUUACUAAAUACACUGCUUUUAGACGAUUUUCGCUGGGCUCAUUAAAAAUUCAAGAAUAAAAAUGAAGGGGUAUUUCUUCGAGACAAGAAUGAUAUGGCACUCGAGUGGAUAAGGUUAUAUAGAUAUAUGGUCAUGCUGCUGACGACUUGAUUAUAUCAUCACAACUCAAAAGCUAAGAGUGAACAAUCAUAGUACAAAUUGAUGUAAACACAUUGACGUCAUAUGCUUUUACGACUGAUAAUAGUUAAUUUAUAAUAAUGGCUUCACGUAUUACUGCGUCCGCCACGGUUCGGGCUGUCAAAGGGAAGAAAACCCUACCAACUCGUGCUGCUCUCGUUCUGACCCAAAAUGCUGUGAAAAAAAUUAAGGAAAUUCUAGGCAACAAAGAGGAAUACAUUGGAUUAAAAGUUGGUGUACGACAGCGAGGCUGCAACGGAUUAAGUUAUACACUUGAUUAUGCUAAAGAAAAGAGUAAACUUGACGAGGAGGUCUUGCAAGACGGUGUGAGAGUUAUAAUUGACAGAAAAGCUCAACUGUCGUUGCUAGGUACUGAGAUGGAUUACAUCGAGGGAAAGUUGAGUUCAGAAUUUGUUUUCAACAAUCCAAAUAUCAAGGGGACCUGUGGAUGUGGAGAAAGUUUUUCCGUCUAAUUUGGAUGAAUUUUGAGAAAUCAAAUAGUGCUCUCAGCUAUUAUCAAGUAAUCUUCGUUAUUUUCCUAUGUAUAUAAUGAAAUCACACCGUAAUUUUGGUGAUUUAAAUGUAUAUAGCGAUAAAGUUAUGUAUAGAGCUAAUUCGUGAAUGGGAGAUCAGUCAAAAACAAUUGACGUGUAUCUAAUUAUCUGACGAAUAUAUGAUAUUAUUGAA